Molecule: messenger RNA, 5261 nt
Organism: Anneissia japonica
Lineage: Eukaryota; Metazoa; Echinodermata; Crinoidea; Comatulida; Comatulidae
Product: structural maintenance of chromosomes protein 6-like
Exons: 22
Coding region: 134-3442 (1102 amino acids)
Biological process (GO): double-strand break repair via homologous recombination; chromosome organization
Cellular component (GO): nucleus; site of double-strand break; chromosome
Molecular function (GO): damaged DNA binding; protein binding; ATP binding
Source: RefSeq, a predicted model, not a curated record
CCAACACAAAAAUAAUACUAACCUAUUUUAAAAGUGGUCGAUCCACAGUUGAAAAGUGCGCGCUCGUCCAUUUUAUCAACAUGGUAGGCCACUCCUGGAAGUAGAGUGCAGAUGGAGUAUGUGAUGUAAAUACAUGGUAGUUAUGGCUGUAGUUAAAAGAUCAUCAGAUGCUAACAACGGUGUUCCCCAACCGAGAAAAAGGCGGAAGACAGGGGAUGGAGAAGGCGAUCCUGAGCUGCAUCCUGACUUCGAUGAGGAGGGUCUUUCAGUUGGAAUUAUUGAGAGGAUAGUCCUCAAGAAUUUCAUGUGCCAUGGACAUUUGGAUUUCUCUUUUGGACCAAAUGUCAACUUUGUUGUAGGCAGUAAUGGGAGUGGUAAGAGUGCUGUUCUUACUGCAUUAGUUGUUGGGUUAGGGGGUAAGGCAACCAUAACAGGAAGGGGAACCUCUAUGAAGAACUUUGUAAAAAAUCAGAAAAGUUACGCAGAAAUUAUGAUAAGACUGAGUAAUAAGGGUACAGACGGGUAUAAGAGAGAUUUAUACGGUGACUCGCUGACGGUGGUCCGUCGCAUCAAUCAGGACGGCCAAACGUCUUACAAACUGAAGAGUGAUAAAGGAGUUGUGAUCUCUACAAAAAAGGAAGAGUUGACUCAUAUACUCGACCAGUUUAACAUCCAAGUCGACAAUCCAGUGUCCAUCCUGAAUCAAGACACAAGCCGUAACUUUCUUCAGUCAAAGCUUCCAACUGAUAAAUACAAGUUCUUUUUGAAAGCAACUCAACUUCAGCAGAUGACAAAUGAUUACAGCACUAUACAAGAGCAGAAAGACAUAAUGGAAGAAACAUUACUGAGAAAGGAGGAAGAUCUAGAAGGUCUUGAAAAAGAUGUUCUGGAAAAGGAACAAAAAUUUAAGGAUUUAACGGCACUCGGUACACUGAAUGAGAAGAAGGAACAGCUAAUUAAAAUGUCCGCAUGGGCCCAGGUAGCCGUCAUUGAACGAGAAAUUGAACCAAUUAACAGGAACAUGAAGAAAGAAGACAACCGCACUCCAAAGUUUGAUCAGAAAAUUGAGGAGUCGAAUAUGAAGCAGAGCCAUGUAGCUGAAGAAUAUCAAGAUAUCAACAACUCGUUAGAGGAGCUAUUACAGAACGCGAAUCACUUGAAACCAGAUGUUGAUGUUGCUAAGCGAGAAUGUGAUAAAGAAAAAGCAAGAUUGAAAGAAAGUCAGAAGAAUUUAAAAGAGAUUAGAAGCAGCUUAAGAACACUUAGGGAUGAAAAGAAGGAAUUAGAGGAUGAGAUUUCUAAUUUAAAAAACAGUGCUCAUCAAGACUACGAAGAGGAGCGAUUGCUGCGAGAGGCUUCAAUCAACGAAAAGAAAAACGAGAAAGAGUCUUUUGAAAAGAAUCUGAAUGACAAGGAGCAUGAGCUGCAACAGUUCACCAGCGCUGUGAAACGAGACCGGGCUAAGAUGGGACAAAUUAAACAGCAGCAGGAAGAAUUUUCCAGGCAGCUGCAUGAUCAGAAUACUCAAUUGAAUCGACUCAAGUCAAGUCAGGCUAAUCGCUUGAAGAUCUAUGGUGAUUUUACACCAAGGCUACUGGAAGAGAUCGCCAAAGCAACUAGGAACAAGCUCUUUCAUAGGCAGCCUAAAGGACCAAUCGGAUCCUUGAUUUCAUUGGUGGAAGAUAAGUGGGCCCUUGCCAUUGAGUGUUGUUUAAAAAGCCUGGUGUAUGCUUACAUUUGCCAUGAUUACCAUGAUGAGAAGACACUGAAACAGAUAAUGAAGAGAGUCAUCCCUCACAGCUUCAAGCCAGUUGUUAUUGUGUCUUCAUUUGAGGAUAAGAAGUAUUCGGAUUUGACGCAAGUUAGGUCUGAGUUUCCAUGUCUUCUAGAUCAGAUAUCAGUUGAAGACCCUGAUGUUUUCAACUGCCUUAUUGACCAACGAGGAAUUGAAUUUGUAAUCUUGGUAGAGGAGGGAAGACAGGCGAGAGAUUACAUGUUCCGAUCUCCUCCUCAAAACUGUAAAGAGUGUUUUACCUUGGAAGGAGAUCAGAUUUAUCCGGGUAAAAACCAGAGAUCUUACGCCUCCACCCAAACAAAGGCACAAGUUCUUAAAGCUAGUUUGGAUGAUGAAGUUGGAGAAACACUGAAUGACAUUGAAAUGACAAAGCAAAACGUGAGUCGAAUUCAAGAGGAGGUGAAACAGGUUUCCAAUAGUAUGAGGCAAAAUCAAACUCAGGAGAGAAAUCUGUUGGUACAUAGGAAGAAGAUUCAAGACAAGAUCAGUCAACUGACACUGGAAAUUAAUGAGCUGCUGGCUACGGAAGAACCUGCUAAUGUAGACGUCAGCACCUUAGAAGGAGAGGUUGAGAAAUAUCAGAUUGAAAUCAUGGGCCUAUCGGUUCUCUAUUGGUUAUUACAGGAUGAACUGAAGAAGAAGUACACUGAGCUUGAGACUGCCAAGCAGCACUGCACACAUUACAACAAUAAGAAAAAGGAGCACUUAAAAGUACUUGCCGACUUACAAAAGGAACUCGAAGCAAAGCAAAAAGAAAUAGAGAGUGCACAAGAGAAAGCAAGAUCUAUAUGCGCAGAACGAAUUGAAACUCGCAGAACUGCUCAGAAUAUUGAUAGUGAAAUCAACCAAAUCAGUAAACGUAUCGAGAAAGAGCGUAAAAGCCGUGGGGACCCAGAACAGAUCACGAGAGAGUACUAUGAUGCAAAAAAUAAAUUCAUUGAGAUCACUACGCAGAUGAAAAACUUUAAAGCUUUUGUAACGAAACUUGAAGAACUGUUAAAAAUGAGGCGACACACUUAUCUAGAAUUCAGACGUUUCAUUGCCAUGCGGGCGAAGUGUUACUUUGCCAUGAUGCUAUCUCAGAGAGGCUACAGUGGCAAGAUGUCAUUUCAACACAAUGAAAAUCAAUUGCACAUUGCUGCUUUAGAAGCGUGCUUAAGAGACCGAGAGAACGCUUAUUUUAGGUUUAGGAAAGUUAUUGGAGUGGCAGUGCGGAUUAAGUUUGUGCAGUUAAUAUCUAAAAGAGGAUUUGAAGGAAAGUUGACGAUGAACCAUAAGGACCGUGUCCUAAGCAUCCAGGUCCAUCCUCAUCAAGGAGAAGGGUCUGCAUCUAAAGAUAUGAAAGGAUUAUCUGGGGGUGAAAGGUCAUUUUCUACCGUGUGCUUCAUCAUGGCGUUGUGGGAGUCGAUGGAAUCACCAUUUAGAGCAUUAGAUGAGUUUGAUGUAUUUAUGGACAUGGUAAACCGAAAGAUUAGUAUGGACCUGAUGUUGAAAGUUGCCAAAGAACAGAAGAUGAGACAGUUCAUCUUCCUCACUCCUCUUGACAUGAGUAAAAUCAAAGCCAACCCACUUGUACGGAUUUCACGCUUGAAUGACCCGGAGAGGAAUCAGAAUGCCUUGCCCUUUCAACCAGAAGAGGAUGAGUAAUAGGUCACAACACAAACCUUGUAAAUAUGUAAUGUUUGUUGAUGUGUGCUAUUAAACUUUUUGUAUGCCCACCUUGAACUUUUGUAGAUAAAAUAGUAUGAUCAGAAACUUUGAAAUCCCAUCGUUUAAAUACAAUUGUUAUAGUACGAUCAAUCUUUUAGAAGCAAUGGCCAUUUAAAACAACUUCAAAUUUGUUAUUGUGAUUUCUGCAAGGCACUUGGUAGCACUUUUAUGUGGGAAAUGAGCCAAUAUAUGGUGUAGAAUUAAUUCCAGCCAAUCACAGAAGCAAUAGUUAUUGGUUUUUCUAGAUAUGUAACUGUUUUUUUAUGGUCAUCUUUGAAUAGAAAAAUAAGAGGUCUUCUUUUAUUUUUAAAAAGACCCAGACAAUAAUUUUUUCCCCUUGAAUAUGACAAUCGUAUAUAAAAACGGCUGAAAAAAUAGAACAUUAUUAUAAUUUUUUUUUUAUGGUUAUCUGCACUGAAUGUGACUGGCUACAAGUGUUUCAUAUUUCCAAAAACUGUUGCACAACAAAACCUACUCUAGCCAAUCAUUUACUGAGUGGGAGACAGCAUAAACAAAAAUCUGCAUGAUGUUUCUUGGCCCUGUUAUGUGCUGUUGUCCCCGCUGUCAGCAAAUAGGCCUUAAUUUUAUAGUAUUAUUUGCUAUUAGCAUGUAUAUAAUUUUUAGCUAUAUAAUGAAUGUUCUACAAAUUUAGUAUAUUACAGUAUUAUUUAGAUGAAUAAGUAAUUAGAUAAUAAUUGUUUUGUUUAUUUCUUUGUACUGUUUUAUAGUAAAUACAAAGCUCUCAGCUAUGCUGUCUUUGUAUAUCAUGAAUAAAAAAAUAAAUAAAUAUAAAAAAAAGAUACGAGCAUUCCUAAGCUCCGCCCACACUGUCAAAUUUAUGCGAAAUCUGUGAUUUACCCAUAGUGUAUGACAUGAUCAUGGCCAUAUAUGUGUCGUAUGACAUCGUGCCCAUAUAUGGGCAACAGAGCUUAAAAUUUAUCAUUAAGGUUAAUUAAAAAUAUAUCCAUUUGUCUUGUUAAUUAGACCUACUACAAAAAUAAUUCUUGAUUGCAGCCAGUUUGGGUGGUUCUGUAAGGUUUAUGAAGAUUACACGAUGUGAAGGUGCUUCUAUGUAAUAAUUUAAUCUAUGUUGUUUGUAAUGUACAAGAUGUUUGUUUAUUUAGAUGGCUGAAUUGCCCUUUAAAUUAUCAUCAUAACAAUAAGAAAAGAUGUCCAUAAAGUCAAAGAAAAUAUCAGUUUCAAAUGCUUCAGUGCUUUUAUAUUCAACUGUCACUACUAAAAUUCAAACAUCAAGCAAAUACCUAAAUAUUAAUAUUAUUUAGCAAUUAUUAUAGUCAUGAUCUAUACACUAGACGAGAAUUAGUGCAUAGAUACAUAUCACGUGCUAAACACAAUGAAGUGCAUAAUAUACAAUAUGUGUAAUCUAGGUAAGCAGCAGUCUCAUUUUGACAUCUAAAUAUAUUUUGUGAUUCUAAAAAUUUCCUGUGCAUUUUUGACGUAUUUCAACUCAUGUAGUAAAAUUCAUGAUAAAUCAGUACACUAUUAUAUUUUUCACAAACUAGAAAACGUGGUUUUAUGGUCUUUCACACCCUGUCUUCACGAAAUUUGAAUUGCUUGUAUACUGUCCUGUGACAUCACUUGACAUUUUUAAGUGUACUAUGCAUUAUUAAUUUGAAUUCAACUCAUUUAAUGUACUUUAUUAUUAUACAUGUCACAUUCUGUGACCUAUGACAUCACUUGACCUAUUGAAAUUGAUAUUUAAUAAAGGUUUUUAAGUGUACCAUGCUUUAUUAAA